Neogale vison (American mink) is the source of this 2165-nucleotide messenger RNA. RefSeq names its product transmembrane protein 116 (gene TMEM116). Gene Ontology annotation, molecular function: G protein-coupled receptor activity. Gene Ontology annotation, biological process: adenylate cyclase-activating G protein-coupled receptor signaling pathway. Gene Ontology annotation, cellular component: plasma membrane. The record is from RefSeq and is a predicted model, not a curated record. NCBI's taxonomy places the organism in Eukaryota, Metazoa, Chordata, Mammalia, Carnivora, Mustelidae. The coding region runs from base 72 to 1208 and encodes 378 amino acids. The transcript is spliced from 11 exons.
UGUUCUGUGCUUCAGGAUUCAGAACCUGAGAAGGAUCGGCCUGCGUAAGCAUAGCUGGGGCAGAAGUCCCCAUGGCCUUCCUGCUGGAGGCUAGCAUUCUGGAGGACAAUUGGGACUUGGUUUUUUCUGCAAUACAGUGGAUACAAUUUGUUAUGGCUACUCUGAGUGUUAUCGGUUCAAGUUCUCUUAUUGCCUAUGCUGUAUUCCAGAAUAUACAGAAAUCUCCGGAGAUAAGGCCACUCUUUUAUCUGAGCUUCUCUGACCUUCUCCUGGGGAUAUGCUGGCUCAUUGAGGCACUUCUUUAUGGAACUUCAGUAGCCAAUAAGGAUGUUGUCUGCUAUAACUUGCAAGCAGUUGGACAGAUAUUCUACAUUUCCUCAUUUCUUUACACCGUCAAUUACAUCUGGUAUCUGUACAAAGAGUUGAGGAUGAGACACAACCAGAAUGGAGAGAGCACAUUUCCACUGGUUAUAGAUUAUACUUGUCAUGUUGGUCAAAUAACCAUCAUUUUGUCAAGCCUGAUACCUCUUCUGUUAAUGAUACCUGUAUUCUGUCUGGGCAAUGUUAGUGAAUGUUUCCACAACUUCAGCCAGAGCCACAGGUGUAUUCUGAUGUUCUCACCACCAUCAGCCAUGGCUAAACUGCCUUCUGCCAACACAUCUGUCUGUAGCACACUUUAUUUUUAUGGGAUCACCAUUUUCCUGACCAGCUUUCUCCUCAGCCUCCUCACCAUUGUGGUCUUACUCAUCCAAGCCCAGACCCUUUAUAAAAAGUUUGUGAAAAAAACUGGCUUCCUGGGGAGUGAACAGUGGGCAGUGAUUCACAUUGUGGAGCAGCGAGUACGCUUCUACCCGUUGGCCUUCUUUUGCUGCUGGGGCCCAGCUGUCAUUCUGGUGAUCAUAAAGUUGACCAAGCUACAGAACAUGAAGCUUCACAUGGCCCUCUGUGUUCUCCAGGCUAUAACAGCAUCAUCCCAGGGUCUUCUCAACUGUGGAGUAUAUAGCUGGACACAAUACAAGUUCUACCAACUAAAGCAACAGGCUCGGCGUGAUGCAGACACCCAAACACCAUUAUUAUGCUCACAGAAGAGAUUCUAUAGCAGGGGCCUAGAUACGAUGGAGUCUGCCCUUGGUUUUGAUACCAGCCCUCCACCAUUCUUUGAAACUGUAAUACUGGAACAUCCAGGAACCAGAAUUAUUCCACAUUAAUGGAUUGAGAAUGUUGGGGAACAACAUCUCAGGUCUUUCCAACCAUGCCUUAAACUAUGGAAGUGAAAGAGGAUGUAGUGCUGUGGUUAGUAGCUUUUCUUGUUGAAUUGGGCAGGAUCUCUCUGUUAUUCUCAGAUUUACUAAAGUCUUUGUUCGGAGAGGUAAAGUCACUUUCCUUCUAAGAGAUAGACUUCUAUACCUCAGUGAAUACUAUAUUUGUUUAAAGCUCUUCUGGAUAAUUUCCAAGUUAUUACUUACAUGUGCCAUUUCCAGGCUCUCUACUCUGUGGUCGUGUGGGAAGUAGGAUGGCAUGCAGCAACUUGCUCAGAUUUUGCUAGUAUUGUUAUUUUCUCUGAAGUUGGACAAAGAAAGUCCUGGGUUUCUGUUUUUUGAAGAGUUUUUGAAACUCAGAAGAAGCGAGGACAGUAACUACCAAAAAACUGACAGUGGGAUCCUCAGGCACAGCCUCCUCUCUUAUUUGUUCAGUGCUGUUCUAAGUCUUGACAGUAGGAACCAUCUGCUCUAGGAAAUUAAGGCCAAUCUCAUGAAGUUACAAGGGAUAAUAUGAUCUAAGAGAAAUCAGGAUUAAAAGAAACUUUAGGUAUCAAAAACUCUCAACUCGCAUUUAUAAGCAGAAGUCCAAAGGUAGGUUUCAUAGUCCCUGGACAUAGAAUUAGAUUGAACCAUUUGAACUUAGCAUUUUUGUAGGUGCAAAUGACUUAAUAUCAUCAAUUUUGCAUGGUUUAACCUAAUGGUAGGUGCUCGAUGUAUGUUUAUAAAAUAAAUGAAUGAAUAAGUGAAUGAAUGGCUAGAAAGAACCUUUUGGGAAAGAAAAGAUUCCCAGAUUGCAGAGCCACAUUCACUAGCAAGAAUGUCUACCUGUUUCUUCUUCCCCCUCCCCUCUCCUUCAUCAUCUUUCUCCUCCUCCUCUUCUUCUAAAAGAUUUUAUUUAUUUAU